GUCCGAUUGUCCGCACUGUGCUUCUGAUAAUAACACGUGCUAAUUUUAUCAUUUGAUAGAUUUUGCUGUCAUGGCUAAAACAAAUAAAUCUAAGUCGAAGUCGAAGAAGGGAAGCGUUAAGAAGUCGUCAACUAACAAACCGAAGGUUUUGAACCCUUUUGAGGUGCAUGUGAACCGACAGAAGUUUACUGUUGCUGGAAGAAAAUUGAAAAAUGAUAAAGGACUUCCUGGAGUGUCCAGGGCAAAAGCAAUCAAGAAGCGAAAAGCUACACUCCUUCAAGAGUAUCGCGUUCAACACAAAGCCAAUAAGUUUGACGAUCGCCGUAUUGGGGAAAACAACAAAGGAAUGACAGCUGAGGAUCGAAUAGUGGCCCGCUUCACUGCGGAACGCAACAGAAAUCGGAAAAAGACCAAAUUCAACUUGGCUGAUGAAGAGACUUUGACGCACAGGGGCCAGUCUCUGAUGGAAAUAGAAAAAUUUGAUAAUCCCCGAAGUGAUUCUGAAGACGAUGAUGAACAGGAGUCUGGAAGGUUGGAGGCAAAAUUUGUUAGCGAUGCCCACUUUGGGGGCUUUUUGAGCAGGAAAGAGGAGACUGAGAAUUCCACACAGAGUAGGCAGAAUUUGAUUCAAGAGCUUAUUGCUGAGUCCAAGAAGAGGAAAGCGGAGAAAAAAAUGCAAAAUGAAAAGACUGCAGAGCUCACUGAAAAACUAGAUGCUGAUUGGAAGGACCUAGAAGCAAUCAUUUACCAAAGCAAAAGGCUAAAACAUAACGAAAAUGAAGAAAAACCUCAGAUUGAUGACUAUGACAAAACAGUUCGAGCUCUUGUAUUUGAAGCAAAGGGCGUGCCCACUGAUAGACUUAAAUCGGAAGAAGAAUUGGCUAAGGAAGAAAAGGAGCGUUUAGAAAAUUUGGAAGCUGAGAGGGUUGCCCGCAUGCACGGCAAGUAUGACGGCCUAAAACCAGCUCCCAAGCACAGAAGUGCUGACGAUCUUGACGAUGGUUUUGAGUAUGAAGAAGACGAUCCCAUGCUAAGCUAUGAUGCUGAUGGCAAUGUUCAAAUCAGUGAUAGCAAUUUGAGGGUUCAGUCAAUCCAAGAUGAUGAUGAUCAAGAAGAAGGAAGUGAGGAAGAAGAAAGCGAGGAAGAAGGAAGUGAGGAAGAAGGAGAAGAGGAGGAGGAGCAAGAAAGUGGUGAUGAAGAUGGAGAAGCUGAAGAAGCAGAAGAUGAAGAUGAUGCUGACAGUCUGAGCGAUCUGCGUCUUCAAGUUUCUGAAGAUGAGGAGGAAGAGAAGCCUGUCAAAAAUAACCCUAAGAAAAAUAAAAAAGCCACAGAUACUCGUCCAGACUUAGCCAAACUAAAGGAAAUGAUGGAGCAAGCUAGGAAAGAACUCCCUUAUACAUUUACAGUUCCUGAAAAUUACAUGGAUUUUGUGGAGCUCUUUGAAGACAAGGCACUUGCUCAGCAGAGUGUCAUCCUGGAGCGGAUGAUCAAGUGCAAUCAUCCAAAGUUGGGGAACAACAAUACAGCCAAACUAGGAGCCUUGUACGCUUUUCUCCUUCAGUGGCUAAAUGAUAACACUGUUGAUCCUCCAGCCAACAAAUUUGUUUCCAACCCAAAUGAAGAGUUCUUGAACACCUUGCUACCUCACAUGUUCGAAGUUGUGCAACUCUCUGGCGCUGGAAAUGCUAGGAGAUGCACCGUUGCUGUGUUAACUGAGAAAUAUGAGGAGUGGGUCAAAUCAGGCGCCAACACAGUACCACCACUUGACACAAUUAUAUUCUUCCAAUUGAUUCUCCACAUCUUUCCAACUUCUGAUUUCCGUCAUCCUGCGACAAGCCCAGCUGUAGUGUUUAUGGCUGAGAUUUUGAACAAUGCCGCAAUUCAUUCAUUCAGGGAUGUUUGUAAUGGAUUGUUCAUUUGUGAACUCUUGACUCAGUACACAUCCUUGUCUCGACGAUUUCUGCCUGAAGCAUUUAAAUUUUUAAGUGAUGUCAUAUGUGCUCUGGCACAAAAUGAGACAAGUCCUAGGUUCAGCGAUGAGCUCAAGCCUUCUGAUCUGAAGAAUGAGAACCUGCUUCCAGCUGCAAUUGAAAUUCUGCAUCAAAUGGCAGAACAGUCGAAAGCCAAUGUUCCCUCACUUCCAGUGAUUCUGAAGCCUGUUGUUAAAGUUCUCUCUGGAGUGAGCCAGGAAAGAAUCAAGAAAUUAGGAAAUGCUGGGGCAGAUUCAAUUGAGGGACUCAAAAACCUGUGCCUAAAGCCUGGUCGGCUGGAGGUAAUGAUGAUGGAAAAGAAGAGACCUAAACCUUUGAAACUCUAUGAGCCUCGCAUUGAACCUGUCAUUUACGAUGGGAAGCGGCGAGUGGAUAUGUCUGAGAAAAAGAGGGAGAAGCUGAAACUGGUGCACAAGUUCAAGAAAGAAAUGAAGGGAGCAGUGCGUGAAAUCAGGCGAGAUCAGGACUUCCUGGCUAAAGUGCAUCUUAAAGAGACGCUUAAGAGUGAUGCGGAGAGGAAAGCUAAGGUCAAGGAUAUUUUGGGAUCUUUGGCAACUCAGGCCGGAGAGCUGAACAAAUUGGAUCGGAAGAAGGGCAAAAAGAAGUAAAAAAUAAGCACCUUUUUCUAAAAAAUAAAUGGUUAUUAAGGUAAAUAAAUUAAAUAAUUGCUUCUCAUUAUUACCAUACAGAAGAAGCAAAUAUUUUGCUCUAUUAAAGUCCAAAAUAUGACAAAGAAUCCCACUAGCAUGAAUUGUGCUCUAACAGGUGAAGUUCACUAACUCAAAAACUUAAGUUCAUGUAAGUUAUUAAACACAGCUGUAUGUACAACUUAUUGUAUGAUAUAAAUGUGGAUACAUUUUUUGGCACUAUUUUCUUCGAGGCUUUCAAUAAACAAUUUAAGCUUUUGUCACAGAAGGAAAUAAU
Molecule: messenger RNA, 2915 nt
Organism: Cloeon dipterum
Lineage: Eukaryota; Metazoa; Arthropoda; Insecta; Ephemeroptera; Baetidae
Product: Nucleolar protein 14 homolog l(3)07882
Exons: 14
Coding region: 71-2599 (842 amino acids)
Biological process (GO): maturation of SSU-rRNA
Cellular component (GO): Noc4p-Nop14p complex; nucleolus; small-subunit processome
Source: RefSeq, a predicted model, not a curated record